Messenger RNA from Elaeis guineensis (African oil palm), 1554 nucleotides. Its product is annotated as protein CDI. The record is from RefSeq and is a predicted model, not a curated record. NCBI's taxonomy places the organism in Eukaryota, Viridiplantae, Streptophyta, Magnoliopsida, Arecales, Arecaceae.
CAGGCGGAUCUCACACCAAUUGCCAACUGGCCACCGCUGGGGUCGGAGCACCGCUCAAUCCGGCUUAACAGCCCCCGGACUACUCGAUCCCGUGACCGCCUGUGGAAGUGGAGCUCUUUUCCUCCGACUCCUCAGCCCUCGCCCUUCCCUUCCUUCCGGACGCCCCGGCAAUUCCCAUAACCAGGGGCGCCUAUCUAGCCGGCCCCCGCCCGCCGGUAACCUUACCCUCCCCCACGAAACCCGUGGCCCAAAUAGGAAACCUUAAAAUACCGGGGGUACCCCAAAGCGGGCCGCGUACCAUCCACCUCCUCCUCUCCUUCUAUUUCACUCACUGCCCUCCGCCCUUCCAUCCUCACCUCCCGCUGCCCCCUCUUCUCAAAACCCUAAUAAUUUCUGCCCCCAAACCCUAGAUCUUAGAUCCCAAUCCCUCCACAUUAUCCUCCAAAGGACCAUUUUUUAGAUCUGUCAUGGGCUCGGAGAUCCCUCCUUCCUCCGCCGCCGGCGCGGAUCUCGCCGGCGAAGGGCAGCGGCCAUUCAAGAUCUUUAUAGGCUACGACCCCCGGGAGGACGCGGCCUUCGAUGUGUGCCGCCACUCCCUCCUGAAGCGCUCGUCGGUGCCGCUCGAGAUCCACCCCAUCAAGCAGUCGGAGCUCCGCGCCGCCGGGCUCUUCUGGCGCGAGCGCGGCCCCACCGAGAGCACCGAGUUCUCCUUCACCCGAUUCCUCACCCCCUACCUCGCCGGUUCUCAGGGGUGGGCCAUGUUCGUCGACUGCGACUUCCUCUACCUCGCCGACAUCAAGGAAUUGAUCUCCCUGAUCGACGACAAGUACGCGAUCAUGUGCGUCCAUCACGAGUACGCCCCCAAGGAGACCACCAAGAUGGACGGCGCCGUUCAGACGGUGUACCCGCGCAAGAACUGGUCCUCCAUGGUGCUCUACAACUGCGGCCACCCCAAGAACCGGGCGGCGCUCACCCCCGAGGCCGUCAGCACGCAGACCGGCGCCUUCCUCCACCGCUUCGUCUGGCUCGACGACGCCGAGAUCGGCGAGAUUCCCUUCGUCUGGAACUUCCUCGUCGGCCACAACAAGGUCGAUCCCGACGACCCCGCAACGUUCCCCAAGGCCAUCCAUUACACCAUGGGGGGGCCAUGGUUCGAGAGGUACAAGGAUUGCGAAUUCGCUGAUCUCUGGCUCCAGGAGCUUGAGGACGCGAGCAAGGGGAAGAAAACGGCCGAUGCUUGAUGCCUAGGUGAUGAUGAUAUGAUUGGAUCUGGAUAGCUAGUAACGUUACGAUUUCUACUAAUUAGUAUAAACUACUAUUCUUUUUGUUAUGAUUUUUUUUUUUAAUGCAAGGUUGUUUUCUAGAUCACUAUGUCGUAACAGAUCGAUGAUGAUUUCUGUUCUCUAAUAAGUGAUGUGAAAUGGGCAAUGUGGGUGAUUGCGGUUAGUAAAGUUUAAUGUGGGCUACUUCUGUUCACCAAAAUGCAAUUUUUUCCCCGUUACAAUGGAGAUUUCUUCUAUUAUUACAAUUGAAAGAAUUUAUUUAUUUUCAGCA